This is a messenger RNA of Amphimedon queenslandica, 557 nucleotides long. Its product is annotated as ATP-dependent RNA helicase DDX50-like. Gene Ontology annotation, molecular function: ATP binding; RNA helicase activity; nucleic acid binding. The record is from RefSeq and is a predicted model, not a curated record. Gene Ontology annotation, cellular component: cytosol. NCBI's taxonomy places the organism in Eukaryota, Metazoa, Porifera, Demospongiae, Haplosclerida, Niphatidae. The coding region runs from base 46 to 519 and encodes 157 amino acids. The transcript has 4 exons.
UGGUUACGCCUAGAUCUAUAAGCUACCACGUGUACUUGUGAAGAUAUGAAGAGAAAGAGAAAGUCUGAAGAUGUCCAUGAGGUGAAACGCCUCAAAGAUGCUAAUGGUGAGUCUGUAAAGAGUAAAGGAGAAGAGGAAGAUGAAGGACCUCCUCCAGAGAGUGACUUUAAGAAGUAUCGUAUCAGUAAAGUAUCCAGGAAGACCCUUAAGUCACGUGGUAUAACCCACCUCUUCCCUAUACAAUACAAGACCUUUGAUCCUAUUUAUGAUAACAAGGAUGUAAUUGGACAAGCUCGUACUGGUACUGGUAAAACUCUAUCAUUUGUAUUACCAUUAAUUGAACGAUUAUUAAAAACAGGUUCUGUUGAUGUGUCUGCAAGAGGACGCUCUCCUUGUGUAUUAGUAAUGGCCCCCACUAGAGAACUGGCCAAUCAGGUCAAUGCCGAGUUUGAGUCUCUUUCCCAGUCCCUCUCUGUGUUCUGUAUAUACGGGGGAGUACCCUACUGGCCUCAAGGUUAGCUACCAUAAUAUGAGGAAAUUUUAUGUCACUAAAAUUA